ACCGGGUCCCGGUGCCGCAGACGCGCGAUGCCCAAGUGGAACGUCCGGCGGAGGCCCGGCCGCAUGCUCGGACUGCUGCUGCUGGUGAUCUUGAGCUUCCUGGUGCUCCGCAGGGUGAACUGGCACAGGCUGACCCCCUUGUGGCUGAGGCAUCGGCGCUUGGGGCUGCAGGCCAAAGGGCAGAACUUCAUGCUGGAGGACGCGGCCUUCUGGAUCUUCGGGGGCUCCGUGCACUACUUCCGGAUGCCCCGGGAGUACUGGAGGGACCGGCUGCUGAAGAUGAAGGCCUGCGGCCUGAACACCCUGACCACCUACGUUCCGUGGAACCUGCACGAGCCGGAAAGAGGCAGAUUCGACUUCUCUGGGAACCUGGACCUGGAGGCCUUCGUCCUGUUGGCCGCGGAGGUGGGGCUGUGGGUGAUCCUGCGUCCGGGCCCCUACAUCUGCAGUGAGAUGGACCUCGGGGGCCUGCCCAGCUGGUUGCUCCAAGACCCCGACAUGAGGCUGAGAACAACGUACAAGGGCUUCACCGAAGCAGUGGACCUUUAUUUUGACCACCUGAUGGUCAGGGUGGUGCCGCUCCAGUACAAGCACGGAGGACCCAUCAUUGCUGUGCAGGUGGAGAAUGAGUAUGGUUCCUACAACAAAGACCCUGCCUACAUGCCUUACGUCAAGAAGGCCUUGGAGGACCGGGGAAUCGUGGAGCUGCUCUUGACCUCAGACAACAAGGACGGCCUGAGCAAGGGGAUAGUGGACGGAGCGCUGGCCACCAUCAACUUACAGUCACAAAACGAGCUGCAGUUUUUAACCACCUUUCUGCUGAGUGUCCAGGGCGUCCAGCCCAAGAUGGUGAUGGAGUGCUGGACGGGCUGGUUUGACUCGUGGGGCGGCCCCCACAGCAUCCUGGAUUCCUCAGAGGUUCUGGAAACCGUGUCUGCCAUCGUCGACUCCGGCUCAUCCAUCAACCUGUACAUGUUCCACGGUGGCACCAACUUUGGCUUCAUCGGUGGAGCCGUGCACCUCCAGGACUACAAGUCCGAUGUCACCAGCUACGACUAUGACGCGGUGCUGACGGAGGCCGGGGAUUACACGGCCAAGUACACGGGGCUCCGGGAGUUCUUCGGCUCCAUCUCAGGGGCCCCUCUUCCUGCCCCACCUGACCUUCUUCCCAAGACGGCGUAUGAGCCAGUGAUGCCAGCUUUGUACCUGUCCCUGUGGGACGCCCUGCCCUACCUGGAGGAGCCGGUCACCUCGGAGAAGCCGGUCAACAUGGAGAACCUCCCGAUAAACGGGGGGAACGGGCAGUCUUUUGGGUACACGCUGUACGAGACCACCAUCACCUCUUCUGGCAUCCUCAGUGCCUAUGUGCGGGACCGGGGACAGGUGUUUGUGAACACGGUCUCCAUAGGGUUCCUGGACUAUAAGAGGAAGAAGAUUGUCAUCCCCUUGAUCCAGCAGGGGUUCACGAUGCUGAGGAUCUUGGUGGAGAAUUGCGGGCGAGUCAACUAUGGGACUAAUAUUGACGACCAGCGCAAAGGUUUAAUUGGAAAUAUCUAUCUGAAUGAUUCUCCCCUGAAAAAGUUCAAAAUCUACAGCCUGGAUAUGAAGAAGAGCUUCUUUCAGAGGUUCCAUGCAGACAAGUGGAACCCUGUCCCUGACGUGCCCGUGUUCCCUGCUUUCUUCUUGGGGCCACUGUUGGUCUCCCUCUCCCCCUGUGACACCUUUGUGAAGCUGGAGGGCUGGGAGAAGGGGGUUGUAUUCAUCAACGGCCAAAACCUUGGGCGCUACUGGAACAUCGGGCCCCAGGAGACCCUCUACCUCCCAGGUGCCUGGUUGGACCAAGGCCUCAACCAGGUCAUUGUCUUCGAGGAGAAGAUGGCAGGUCCGGUGAUACAGUUCACGGAAACGCCCUACCUGGGCCGGCACCAGUACAUGAACUGAGCGGCCCCCAGGCCUCCCGGCGGGGCGGCAGCAGGCCCUCCCUACUGACCGCGGGCCGGCCUGCUGCUGCCUCCUCUGUCCCUCCCCUCGGGAGCCAGGCCUUGGCCCUGCCCACAGCUGCAGUUCAGACCCUCCCCUGCAGAACCGGAGAAGCGAGUUGGGGGCGAGGGAGGGCCGUUCCCUGAAGAGCUUCCCGCUCUGUGGCUGGUGCUGUCCGACUUCGCUGCUCCCGCGGGCGGGAUGGAGGGUCUGGCUGGGACUGUCCCCCGUGGGGGUGAGUGGGGCACAGCUCCUGGACAGUCUGCUCCUCUGAGUGUCCCUGUGGGCCCUGUUCCUGAGCUGGGGGGCGCGUCACCAUUUGUGGAGGGUGGGGGCACCUGGGCCAGCCUUCUUCGCCAUCGAGGGAGGAAGUCAGUCCGGUGGAGGGACCCCGGCCCCCUUCCACCCCACUCGGAUCGCCUCUGACGGUCAGGAACGCUGGGCCUUACCUCCCAAGACAGCGUGUUUCCCUCUCAUUCCGCGAGGGGCAGCGUCAGCCCAGGAGGAGAGGCAGCUGCUCCGAAGGGUCCAGGAGGCCGCGGGCAGAAGGUGCGGCUGCAGGGGCCUGGGCAGGAGUGUUGGGGUCCCGGGGCCCCCGCCCUGGGCCAGGCGGCGGGGGAGGGGCAGCCUUCCUUCCAGUUGUCCGUCCAGACCCCGGACAAGCCCCCCCGGGAUGAGCCCCGGGUUUGGGCUCAGGUUCGCCGCCUUGAGUUGCGGUAAAGCCACAGAGUUGCAUCCGA
Molecule: messenger RNA, 2720 nt
Organism: Eubalaena glacialis (North Atlantic right whale)
Lineage: Eukaryota; Metazoa; Chordata; Mammalia; Artiodactyla; Balaenidae
Gene: GLB1L2
Product: galactosidase beta 1 like 2
Exons: 19
Coding region: 28-1941 (637 amino acids)
Biological process (GO): carbohydrate metabolic process
Cellular component (GO): vacuole
Molecular function (GO): beta-galactosidase activity
Source: RefSeq, a predicted model, not a curated record